CAACAGUCACGCAGCAACGGCAUUUUAAUCAUAUUGCCGAACGCUAAAUUAAAGGGUGUUCGAUGCGUAUCACCUGUUGGACUCCGCCCCACAUUUCUCAACGUUCGAUCGAAUUUCUCUACUUUUUCUUUUUUUCUCUGUUCCCCUCAUAUUGUCCUCCCAUGUCCUACCUCUUUUCUAGUGUUCCCGUGCCGUGUCCCAAGUGGAAGAUCUCAUAGGCCGCGUCGAAUUAUAUUGAGGACAAUAUUCAUGUAUGUCCUGUGCAACAGCCAAUACCAUCAUGAUUGCACUAGUCACCGGAGACGUAGGUUUGGAGACGACUGCUCUCCCGGAAAAGUAUAUACGACGCCACUUACCUGUUUCCAAUAUUGAUUUCGACAGUGCUAGGUAAUCGGCUGAUCUAGCUGGAGUCCUGUGAAGGGAUGCAGCCAAACUCAAAACAGUAUCAGAUAUCAG
Molecule: messenger RNA, 456 nt
Organism: Aspergillus alliaceus
Lineage: Eukaryota; Fungi; Ascomycota; Eurotiomycetes; Eurotiales; Aspergillaceae
Exons: 1
Coding region: 63-218 (51 amino acids)
Source: RefSeq, a predicted model, not a curated record